Messenger RNA from Centrocercus urophasianus (Greater sage-grouse), 2637 nucleotides. Its product is annotated as cyclin-T1-like. Gene Ontology annotation, molecular function: cyclin-dependent protein serine/threonine kinase activator activity. The record is from RefSeq and is a predicted model, not a curated record. Gene Ontology annotation, cellular component: nucleus; cyclin/CDK positive transcription elongation factor complex. Gene Ontology annotation, biological process: positive regulation of DNA-templated transcription, elongation; regulation of transcription by RNA polymerase II. NCBI's taxonomy places the organism in Eukaryota, Metazoa, Chordata, Aves, Galliformes, Phasianidae.
AUGGAGGCCUCGGCGGGCGGCGGGGCGGCGCGGCGCUGGUAUUUCAGCCGCGAGCAGUUGGACCGCAGCCCCUCGCGGCGAGCCGGUCUGGAUCCCGACAAGGAGCUCUCGUACCGCCAGCAGGCCGCCAACCUGCUGCAGGACAUGGGGCAGCGUCUCAACGUCUCCCAGCUCACCAUCAACACCGCCAUCGUGUACAUGCACCGCUUCUACAUGGUGCAGUCCUUCACUCAGUUCCACCGCAAUUCGGUGGCUCCUGCGGCGUUGUUCCUGGCUGCCAAAGUGGAGGAGCAGCCCAGGAAGCUGGAUUAUGUGAUCAAGGUGGCCCACGCCUGCCUGCACCCCCAGGAGCCGCCCCCCGACACCAGGAGCGAGGCCUACCUGCAGCAGGCGCAGGACCUGGUCAUCCUGGAGAGCAUCAUCCUGCAGACCCUGGGCUUUGAGAUCACCAUCGACCACCCGCACACCCACGUGGUGAAAUGCACGCAGCUCGUCAGAGCCAGCAAGGACUUGGCGCAGACGUCCUACUUCAUGGCUACCAACAGCCUGCACCUGACCACCUUCAGCCUGCAGUACACCCCUCCCGUUGUGGCCUGCGUCUGUAUCCACCUGGCUUGUAAAUGGUCCAACUGGGAGAUCCCAGUCUCCACGGACGGGAAGCACUGGUGGGAAUACGUUGAUGGCACUGUAACUCUGGAGCUCUUAGAUGACACGGCCACUUCGUGGGCUGAAGGGCUUCUGGUUUUGCCGUGGUUUCCAGCGCAGCGGCCGCUGUGGCGCGACAGAGAUGGCAAAAGGCACGGAGAGAUGAUCAAUGCGGUCAGUGGUGCCGGCUGUCGCACCGCCCCUCCUCGAGUAGCUCCACGCCAUCAACUGACCCAUGAAUUCCUGCAGAUCCUCGAGAAAACCCCCAACCGGCUGAAGCGCAUCCGGAACUGGAGGGCCACGCAGGCGGCCAGGAAAUCCAAAGCCGACGAGCACGGCGAAGACGAGGGGCUGUCGGAGCAGACCAUCCUCAACAUGAUCUCCAGGAACAACAGCUCGGAUAUGAACAUCGCGGGGCUGAUGAGCAUGUCCACGUCCUGCGCCGCCUCCGCGGGGCCCUCGCUGCCGGCGCCCGCCGACUCUCCCGGCGCUCCGAGCGCGGCGGACGCGGCCCCGGCCGAGCGCUGGCUGUCGCAGCACCCCGCGUCCAAGCUGGAGGCGGCGCAGAGCCACCGGACGGCCGAGGGCGCGGCGGGGGCGGAGCAGCAGCCCUGCCCGCAGCAGCAGGACGGCGGCGGCUACGGCAAGCAGGGCGCCAAGAGCGCGCCGUCGGCCAAGGUGUCGCUGAAGGAAUACCGCGCCAAGCACGCCGAGGAGCUGGCGGCGCAGAAGAGGCAGCUGGAGAACAUGGAGGCCAACGUGCGCUCGCAGUACGCGUACGCGGCCAAGAACCUCCUGGUGCAGCAGCAGAGGGAGAGGGAGGUGCAGCAGGACGGCAACCCGUCGCCCAUCAUCCUGAAGAUCCCCAUCGCCGAGAACCCCGAGCGCCCCCCGGGCCCCGACAAGGGCGACAAAAGCGCGGCGCUGAAGCUGAGGAUCCCGAUGGGGGGCGCCGGGGCGGAGCGGCCGCUGCCCUCCAAGCAGGAGGAGAUCAAGAUGCGCAUCAAGGUGCCCGGCGAGCGGCCGGACGACGGCGGCGCCAAGAGCCGGGCGGAGCACAAGGAGAAGCACAAGGGCCACUCGUCCAACCACCACCACCACAACCACCACUCGCACAAACAUUUGCACCCGCAGCUCGGCGCCGGGCCCAGCGCCGCGCUCGGCAAGCGCCCGGCAGACUCGAAGCACGCGGCGCCGACGGCCGGCGCCGCCCCCCAUAAGAGCUACGGCCUCUUCGGCUCCUCCCGAAAGCGGCCGCCGCCGGAGGAGGGCGCGGCCCACGAGCACCCGCCCAAAGCCAGCAAAGGCCCCAAGGGCGCCGCGCCGCCGUUCCCCUUCCCGCACCUCCCGGGGCCGCACGGCUCCGACGCCGUCGCCGCGCUGCCCGCGCUGCCCUCGGCCCCCGGCAAAGCGCGGGGCGGCGCCCACGGCAAAUCGGACAAAGGACCCGCGGGGGCCAACGGCCACAACGCCUCCCAGCCCAGUGACUACCAGGAUACGGUCAACAUGCUGCACUCGCUGCUGAGCGCGCAGGGCGUGCAGCCCGGCCCGGCCCCCCCCUUCGAGUUCCACGCGUACGGGGAGCUCUUGAACCCCAGGCAAAGCGGCCGACCCGCCAACACGGACAGACCCCGACCCCCCCCCCCGCCCUCAGAACCUCCCCCUCCUCUGCCCCCCCUCCCCAAAUAGGGCCCUUUUUACUACUGAAUUCCUGCAGCCCCGACCCUGCGCUGACCGGGGGGUGGGGAGGGGGGGUGGGAGGAAGGGCUGGUUUGUUCUCCACUGCCUCACGAAGAACUUAUUUUAUUAUUAUAACUUUUAUUAUAUCGGUAUUCAGAGCGCGGAGAUGGCGAAGCUGUGAAGGGACGAAUCCUUCCCUCCUCCUCCUCGCUCCCUCCCUCGCCGCCUCCCCGUCGGCAGUGGCUCCGUCCCCGCUGCAGCCGAAGCCCCCGAAUGGGGGGGACCACGUCCUUGUGGGGGAAGAGGGGGAGG